Messenger RNA from Babesia ovata, 759 nucleotides. RefSeq lists its product as uncharacterized. The record is from RefSeq and is a predicted model, not a curated record. The transcript has a single exon. Lineage: Eukaryota; Apicomplexa; Aconoidasida; Piroplasmida; Babesiidae. Bases 1 to 759 code for a protein of 252 amino acids.
AUGGUAUACAAUUCGUUGACUGAGGCCCCUCGCAACCUCAAGGAGGGUAUUGACUGGUUGAUGGCCCUGAAGGGAACUUCUAAAUUUAACACGCAGGCUUUAGGUUUCGCAGUUCACAGAAUUCUCGCGGACACUUCCGUUGGGUUGUUGCGCGUGCCAGCUAUAGAGAAAGUUAAACGUGUUUCUAAAGAAUUCCUGGAGCAAAAAGAACUUAAAGGGCGGCCGUACGUAAAAAACCUACUGAGUAGAUUCAGGGAGCCUAUGAAUAAAACCGACGGCAUGGAAUUAAAGCGCAUGUUUUCCGUGGGCAGAAGUGAUUAUGUAAAUCUCGUAAAGUCCGAGGGUAUCAAACCUGAAGACAUCGCAAAGGAUCUAGGUCAAAUUCUGGAUGCUUGUGAGAAGUUCUUGGAUGAGAUAAAAAACCCUGACCAAUACGAGUCUGCUUACAGUCCAGAAGCGACGUGGGCUAAAUCCUGUUCGAAAAGCCCAGAAGCUUGCGCAGUGAUCUUCGUUGGGAUUGCGCCAAUGUUAGAAGCAGGCCUACGUUCUUUGCGGUGCGCGAGCAGAGAUGCAGCCAGUUUGUUGUCACAUUAUGAUAAGAAGAAGCAUUUGAAAAAAUUAAUGAAAGCCUUGGGUUACGGAGAGUCGGAAUGCCGCGCUAACAUGAGCGCUUCAUAUAUCUUCAAGGCGUCGGAAAAUGUUGGUUACAUAAUGUUGGGCAAGAUAUACGACCUCGCUGGUUUCUGGGCUUUCUAUUGA